Messenger RNA from Chironomus riparius, 1868 nucleotides. Lineage: Eukaryota; Metazoa; Arthropoda; Insecta; Diptera; Chironomidae. The record is from the annotation of a GenBank genome assembly.
CAUAAAGUAAAUUGAGAAUGAAAACAUUUUCUUAGUCAAUUUCCAUCGAAAUGACAUUGUCGGCAAUGUGUACAGUACAUAGAUUUAUAAUAGUGCUUAGUGGUUUUAUUUCCAUCAUCUCAACCACCAUUACCAAUGUUGAGAGUGCAAACAUUUUAUUUCUAUUACCAGUGGCAUCAGCAAGUCACAGAUUGUGGAAUAAUGUGUUGAUAGAGGGUUUGGAGGAGCGAGGACACAACCUUACAAUUUUAACUGUGGAAAUGGAACGUUCACGUCAAAAUGUCACGUAUAUUUGCAUGAGGAAUAUUUAUGAAUCGCAAGAUGAAUUUUUUAAUAAGGAAAAUGGAAAUACAAGAUGGAACUUAAAGCAAAAAUCUCCGUGGACGGUUAUCAAAGAGAACUAUCAACUUGGGAAUUAUUUAAGUAGAAAAAUGUUUGCAUCUAAAGGCUUCGAGCAACUCCUCAACUAUCCAAAGACAUUUAAAUUUGAUGCAAUCAUAUUUGACUAUAGCAUGGGACAGUCAUUGCUUGGAUUUGUUGAUUAUUUUGGCAAUCCACCGCUAAUUUCAGUCUCACCACAUUCUCAUCCCUUGAGACUUAAUGCCGCAUCGUCAAUACAAAUCCUUCCAAGCUACAUUUCACAUUACUCAAUGUUGUCAACGACGAAAUCACUGAGGGAAGGAAUAAGCGAAAGAUUCAUGAAUGCAUUCAUUUAUCACACAUUCGAUUGGUUCUACGCGAGUCACAUUUACAUGAAAAAUGAAAAUCAUCGUGUAUGGAAAGUGUUUGGUGUGAAAAAUGAAAAGCUUUUGAAUAUAGAUCAUUUGGAGUAUUCGGAUCUUGUUCUCAUAAAUAGAAAUUUUGCUUUUGAUGAUAUUUUUCCAUUGCCACCAAAUGUGAUUCCAAUUGCAGCAAUUCAGGCGCAGAGGAUUAAUGAAAUACCAAAUGAUGAUGUCAUCACAUUCAUUGAACAUUCAGAGAAACCAAUUAUCCUCUUCACAAUGGGCAGUUCUAUGUUGGCAGAAGAUUUAGGAUACGAAAUAAUGCAUGAGAUAAUGAAUGCCUUUCGAGAGCUCAACGACUUUAGCAUCAUAUGCAAAUGCAAUGAAAAAUUUAUCAGAAAAUCUUCUCGACCACAAAAUGUUUUAUUUGUUGAAUGGAUGCAGCAGAAUGAAAUAUUGAGAAAUCCAAAACUUCAUCUUGUCAUCACUCAGGGUGGAAUGCUGACAAUUCAGGAAGCAAUUUGGCACGCAAAGCCAAUUCUCGGUCUACCAAUUCAAAUCGAUCAACAUCGAAACAUGAACAGAGCAAUUGAAUUGGGCUUUGCUGAGUCAAUCAAUGUCCGUAAUUUUACAGCAAUUGAAAUUGUCAUUAAGGUUCGAAUGAUUAUUGAGAAUCCAAUCUAUCAUGUGAAUGUGAGGAAAGCAUCAGAGCUCAUGAAAUGUCAAAGUCCAUUGAAGCCGAAAGAAUUGGCAAUAUUUUGGAUUGAGCAAGUACUCAAGCAUAAAGGACUUAGACACCUGCAAUCAGACGCAAGAUUCUUUAACUUCUUUAAGCUCUACUUGAUAGACAUUAUCACAAUCAUUGUCAUAAUUUUCCUCAUUUAUAUUCUCCUCAUACAAUAUCAUAUCAUUAAGGGAUGGCUGCUAUGGAAACAGAGAAGAAUAAAUGAGGACAAAGUCAUGAACGAAACAGAUAAAUUAAAAAAUGAGUGAUUCAUGAUGAGAACUGCUGAAUAAGUAGAAUUAUAAUAGAAUGUAGGAGAAAAGAAGGCAGAACAUGAAUGAGAAUGUAAGUCAUUGACAAUAAAGAAAAGAAUGAGAAUAAUGCGUGUAAGUGCAGCUAUUUAAAAAGAUUUUCAUUCAUUC